UGAUCCACUGUGAGAGACUGAAGGGUGGGUUUUUCCUGUUCGCUCUCUUCUUCGAUUCCCUUGGCUGAGGCGAAACUCCCAAAGGAAACAAAGGACGGACACAGAGACAGGAUGGGUGAGGGUCAGGAGUUGUUCAUUUACAGCUUCGUGGCCAGAGGGACCAUGAUCUUGGCGGAGUACACGGAGUUCACGGGCAAUUUCCCUGCCAUCGCAUCUCAGUGUCUUCAGCGCCUCCCUUCCUCCAACAACAAAUUCACUUACAACUGCGAUCACCACACCUUCAACUUCCUUGUCGAAGAUGGCUACGCAUAUUGUGUAGUCGCCAAAGAUUCUGCAGGGAAGCAAGUCUCCAUAGCCUUCUUGGAACGAAUGAAAGCAGACUUUAAAAAGAGAUAUGGUGGAGGUAAAGCUGAUACUGCCAUAGCCAAAAGUCUCAACAAGGAAUUCGGACCUGUUAUGAAAGAGCAUAUGCAAUAUAUCACUGACCAUGCUGAAGAGAUUGGGAAACUUUUAAAAGUGAAGGCUCAAGUUUCAGAAGUUAAAAGCAUUAUGCUUGAAAAUAUUGACAAGGCUCUUGAUAGAGGUGAGAAGCUAGAUAUUCUUGCUGAUAAGGCAGAAGAUUUGCGUUCUCAGGCACAAAAUUUUAAGAAACAAGGAACAAAAAUCCAGCGAAAAAUGUGGUAUAAGAAUAUGAAAAUCAAAUUGGUUGUUCUAGGGAUCCUCUUACUUCUAGUCCUGAUCAUCUGGGUUUCUAUUUGCCAUGGUUUUGACUGCACUAAUUAAUGUUUCUUAAGCAUUCAAUUGGACCAUACAAGCAUACAAUUCUGGAUUGAUGCAAGCAGAUAUUCAAUCAAAAUGACUGAAUUCAGUGGGGCAGGGCAGAAAUUUGGUUUUGGAGGAAAAGUUCUUUAUGCCAUUCUUUUUUAACUCUCAUAUAGCAGAAUUCCAUUGGAGGCAUCAGUUUUGUGUGAGAUUUAUUUGGUGGAGUCAGCUGGUUGGGUCUGUUUCAGUUCCUUUUCUUUGUUUCGCUUUUGAAAACAAAAUACUUAAUGUAAUGUGGUAGCUCUGCAGCGAUAUGUUGAGAGUUUGUCUGGUAAAGGACAUUUUGUUUUUACAGGAAAGCUAAGCUAAUUUAUUGGACCAUUGUUUAUGUAACUCUACAUAAAUUCCAAUUGUGGAGUUAGAAAGACCUUUUCCUCUGU
Telopea speciosissima is the source of this 1202-nucleotide messenger RNA. Its product is annotated as vesicle-associated membrane protein 724-like. Gene Ontology annotation, cellular component: membrane. The coding region runs from base 112 to 783 and encodes 223 amino acids. The record is from RefSeq and is a predicted model, not a curated record. The transcript is spliced from 5 exons. Gene Ontology annotation, biological process: vesicle-mediated transport. NCBI's taxonomy places the organism in Eukaryota, Viridiplantae, Streptophyta, Magnoliopsida, Proteales, Proteaceae.